This is a messenger RNA of Temnothorax curvispinosus, 1514 nucleotides long. RefSeq names its product cysteine-rich with EGF-like domain protein 2. The coding region runs from base 217 to 1356 and encodes 379 amino acids. The record is from RefSeq and is a predicted model, not a curated record. Lineage: Eukaryota; Metazoa; Arthropoda; Insecta; Hymenoptera; Formicidae. Gene Ontology annotation, molecular function: calcium ion binding. The transcript has 4 exons.
UUGUCGUCCGCUCCGCCUAACCUCAGACGUCAAUCUGUCAGACGUUUCGAAUGAAACUAUUCGGAGUAAUUAUGAUCUAGUCCGAGAUAAGACAAACGUUCGGGAGUCGUUAGCUUCUUAUUCUCCAAGAAUAAAACGGACACUUCUCUCUGUGCUUCCUCUCCAUAAUUUUUUUUAUAAAUAUAUUAUAGUCGUGUUGAUAACCGGUACGGUAUAAUGCGAGUGCCGACCAGUGUUGUUUUUCUUAACAUUUUUGUAAUCGUAUUGACUUGCAUGAGUAGCAUCCAAUGUGAGAAAGAAAAACUGGGCGAGGAGGAACUCAAAUCUCAAAAAUUUCCGCCCUGCGCAGCGUGCAAAAUACUUACCAGUAGUUUCAAAAAGGGUUUAGACAAGACGAGUCGUGGGAAGUUUGAGGGCGGAGAUAGCGCUUGGGAGGAGGAUAAGUUAGGCUCGUACUCAAGAAGUGAAAUACGACUGAUUGAAAUACAAGAGAACUUGUGUAAAGAUGUCGAGCGUGGCGAGGUGCAGUGCCAAUCUUUAGCCGAAGAAUUGGAGAGUCAGAUAGAGGAAUGGUGGUUCAAGCAUCAAGAUACUUAUCCAGAUAUAUACGAUUAUAUCUGUAUCGAAAAGACAGAACGUUGUUGUCCGAAAGAUCAUUACGGUCCGAACUGUACGCAGUGUCCAGGAUAUCCAGAUAGAAUCUGCAGCAAUAAUGGCAAAUGUAAAGGAGCUGGCACGAGAAAGGGAAAUGGUGGCUGCUUCUGCGACAAGGGAUAUAUCGGAGACAUUUGUUCAGAGUGCGCUCCGAGAUACUAUGAAUCUUAUAAGGACGAAAAAACCUUGUUAUGUUCCUCAUGUCAUGCGGCGUGCGACGGACCUUGCAAAGGCGCCGGGCCAAAGGAUUGCGAGAAAUGUGCUGCUGGAUGGUACAUGAUCGAAGACAAAGGCUGCUUUGAUAUCGACGAAUGUUUAAGAAGCAACGAUAUCUGUCCUGGCAAUCAAUUCUGCAUUAAUAAAGAAGGGAGCUAUGCUUGUUUGGCUUGCGACAAAGCCUGCAACGGUUGCACCGGCGAUGGGCCAGAUAUGUGUGUCAAAUGUGCCGAUGAUUAUCAUAAAAAGGAUAAUUUGUGCAUAAAUUCAGAUCUUCUUGGCCGCAAGAAACAAGAAAAUCUGGCGAGAUAUCUGACGUAUUUCGGACUUUGUGUGGCGACAUGUAUUAUUUUGCAACGUAACGUUUAUGCAGCAAGCGUUAUCGGUUUGUUGGUUGCAAUAUAUAUAUCUGUUUCUGAGUACAUGAUCGCAUAUAGCAAUGUCCAGGAUACAACGGCAAACAUGGAUAUUCUAGGACCAGCUUAAAUAGGAACGCAAUUUAAAGAAUUCCGUAAAAUCAUUUCAAUGUGUUAUAUCAGGAUACGGAGUCAUUAUCCACAUGUAAAAUACAUCGUAUUAGAAUUAAUAUAUAAUUAAUAUCAUUGUAUAAGUUAAAAAGAUGCUAGAAUUUUAUAUUUAUUAGU